UUGCGUCCUGCGCCCACUCGCCGGCGGAUGAAGGCGAUUCGCGGUGUGCUGCUCACCUGCGACCCGGCCGUCAAGCAAAUUUUGCUCAUCCUCAACGAGAAGUAUAACUCGUCUGGGGGAGGUGGCGGCUUUAUUAUCGAGGACCUCGAUGACUGGCAUAUCGUCAUAAAAGCAGACGAAGAAGGGCGUGUUCGCCGCGAGCUUGAGGCAGAGCUCGAGAAAAACACGUACACGCUCGAAGGCUGAAGUCGAUAUUUCGAAGCCAAGUUUGACCGUCGUCCACCCGGUCAUGACGAGCUAGAAUGCAUUUUUGUACAGCGACCGUCUUGCAUGCGCAAGCUUUGCGAGAUAAAGCAGGCAGUUUCGACCAGUCGAAGUCCGUGUGUCGUCGAAGUUCG
This is a messenger RNA of Schizophyllum commune H4-8, 398 nucleotides long. Its product is annotated as nucleotide excision repair, TFIIH, subunit. Gene Ontology annotation, biological process: transcription by RNA polymerase II; nucleotide-excision repair, preincision complex assembly; transcription initiation at RNA polymerase II promoter. The record is from RefSeq and is a predicted model, not a curated record. NCBI's taxonomy places the organism in Eukaryota, Fungi, Basidiomycota, Agaricomycetes, Agaricales, Schizophyllaceae. Bases 28 to 246 code for a protein of 72 amino acids. Gene Ontology annotation, cellular component: transcription factor TFIIH holo complex; transcription factor TFIIH core complex. The transcript has 4 exons.